AUGAAGGCCGAUGUCAAGGAAGUUGAGAUGGGCACAGAUGGCUCGAACCACAUCCGAGCCUCAAACAGACAAGACAACCAAGUUGCCGCACCGGACAAUACCACAAACGUGCCGGCCAAUCCCCCACCGCCUCCGAAUGGCGGCUACGGGUGGGUUUGCACAGCGUGUGUCGCGACCAUCAACGGUCACUCGUGGGGUCUGAACUCGUCCUACGGCGUGUUCCUCGCCUACUAUCUAGCCAACGAUGUCUAUCCUGGCGCGACGUCCCUCGAGUACGCCUUUGUAGGGUCUUUGAGCUUCAGUUGUGCACUUCUCAUCUCCCCGCUUGCCACUAUCGGCGUCCGCCGGUUCGGUACCAAGCCGACCAUCCUGCUCGGUGUUGUCCUCGAGUCGGCCAGUCUCAUAGCAGCGAGCUUCGCCACCCAGAUCUGGCACCUCUUUCUUACCCAGGGCAUCCUCUUCGGUCUGGGUAUGGGCUUCAUGUUUGUUGCAUCUGUGCCCAUCGUACCCCAAUGGUUCACAACCCGCCGCUCGCUGGCUAACGGCUUCGCGACCUGCGGUUCCGGCCUCGGUGGUCUCGUAUACUCGUUCGCUACAGGCGCCAUGAUAGAGCGGCUCGGAUUAGCCUGGGCGUUUCGAAUCCUCGGCAUUGUCGCAUUCGUUGCCAACACCAUCUGUGCGAUCCUCAUCAAAGAUCGGAACAAGAUCAUUGGCUCGACCCAUCUCGCCUUCGACAUAUCCCUAUUCAAGCGGCCCGAGUACCUGCUCAUGACCGCAUGGGGCUGGUUCAGCAUGCUGGCCUAUGUCGUCCUGAUUUUCAGUCUGGCAAACUAUGCCAACGAAAUCGGCCUGGGUUCGUCCGAGGCGGCAUUGAUAAGCGCAGUCUUCAACCUCGGCCAAGCGGUUGGGCGGCCCCUGAUUGGGUAUUUCAGCGAUCGCACCGGCCGCAUCACAAUGGCAGCCCUCAUGACCUUCUUUGCUGCCGUCAUGUCGUUGGCCGUCUGGAUUCCUGCCACCUUGUACGGGGUAUUGAUAUUCUAUUCGCUCGUGGGGGGUGCCGUGGCCGGCACGUUCUGGGUCACGAUCGGUCCGGUGACGGCGGAGGUGGUCGGUCUGAAGCACGUAGCCUCGGGGCUGAACAUCAUGUGGCUGACGAUUGUGCUGCCGUGCACGUUCAGCGAGCCCAUCGCCCUGAAGAUCGUCGACAACACGGGCAGCUACCUCGGCACGCAGCUUCUCGUCGGCAUCAUGUUCAUCGCCGGGGCUCUCUGCCUGUUCGUGCUGCGCGGGUGGAAGAUUGCCGAGGUCAACGAGAUUGCUCGCAUGACGAACCAGGCGCCGGAAGAGUUUGACCGGGUGAAGAUUGACAAUAACGAAGAGCUCGUGCAUUCGGCGCGGGUUGUUGCGAGGAAGGGGAUGCUCCUCGAGGUAUGGAGGCUGGGCAAGGUUUGA
Clonostachys rhizophaga is the source of this 1452-nucleotide messenger RNA. The record is from the annotation of a GenBank genome assembly. NCBI's taxonomy places the organism in Eukaryota, Fungi, Ascomycota, Sordariomycetes, Hypocreales, Bionectriaceae.